This is a messenger RNA of Salarias fasciatus (jewelled blenny), 1494 nucleotides long. It is a transcript of the gene kin, whose product is annotated as Kin17 DNA and RNA binding protein. Gene Ontology annotation, cellular component: nucleus. Gene Ontology annotation, molecular function: double-stranded DNA binding. Lineage: Eukaryota; Metazoa; Chordata; Actinopteri; Blenniiformes; Blenniidae. Gene Ontology annotation, biological process: DNA damage response; DNA replication. The transcript is spliced from 12 exons. Bases 105 to 1274 code for a protein of 389 amino acids. The record is from RefSeq and is a predicted model, not a curated record.
ACGAGCGGAAACUACGUUUCGAAGCGGUUCGUGUUUUUCUCGUCUCUUUUUCGCGUUCUUUCUUAUUUUUGUCGCGUUUUUGAGUUUGUUUUUGCUGUUUUGAAAUGGGGAAAGCGGAUUUUCUGUCGCCGAAGGCGAUAAGUAACCGCAUAAAAGCCAAAGGCCUUCAGAAGUUGAGGUGGUACUGUCAGAUGUGUCAGAAACAGUGUCGAGACGAGAAUGGCUUCAAAUGUCACUGCAUGUCGGAGUCCCACCAGCGGCAGCUGCUGCUGGCCUCAGAAAACCCCUCGAAAUUCAUGGAUUACUUCUCAGAUGAGUUCAAGAGCGGCUUCCUGGAGCUGCUGAGAAGACGCUUUGGAACCAAGAGAGUUCACAACAACAUCGUGUACAACGAGUACAUCAGUGACCGGGAACACAUCCAUAUGAACUCCACGCAGUGGGAGACGCUCACAGACUUCACCAAGUGGCUGGGCAGGAAAGGAUUGUGCAAAGUUGACGAGACCCCGAAGGGCUGGUACAUCCAGUACAUCGACCGCGACCCCGAGACCAUCCGCCGCCAGGAGGAGCAGGCGAGGAAGAAGAAGCAGGAGCUGGACGACGAGGAGCGCAGCGCCAAGUUCAUCGAGGAGCAGGUCCGCCGAGGCCGCGACGGCAAGGAGGUGGAGGAAACUACAGUUUUCACUGAGCUCAAACGUGAGAGUGAAGAAGAGAAAGUUGCUUUCAACCUGGGUGCCUCCUCGUCUCUGGCUGGCUCCUCCAAACCGAGUUCUGUCCUGGGAGCCAGCGCUCUGAAGCCGUCCUCCUCCUCCUCGAUGAAAAGGAAAGACCCGUCGGACUCCAGAGGGGAGAAGAAGAGGAAGUCGGCUCUGGAGGAGAUCAUGGAGAUGGAGGAGAAGAAGAAGAAGAAGCAGCAGGCAGUCAGGACUGAUUACUGGCUGCAGCCCAACAUCGUCGUCAAAGUCGUCACGAAGAAACUGGGAGAGAAGUACCACAAGAAGAAAGCUGUUGUCAUGGAAGUGCGGGAUCAAUACGGCGCCGUGGUGAAGAUGAUCGACUCUGGAGACAAACUGAAACUGGACCAAAACCACGUGGAGACGGUCAUCCCUGCACCAGGGAAGCGGGUGCUGAUCCUGAACGGCCCGUUCAGAGACACCGAGGCCGUGUUGGAGGGGAUCGAGGAGAAGGACUUCAGCGCUUCGCUAACGCUCGACUCGGGUCCACAGAGGGGGAAACGGGUCAGCAUCGCCUACGAGGAUUUCUCCAAACUGGCCUGAAGAAGUAGCCUCAGCUCAAACUCUGAGGCAGAAGAUUUUUUUUUUUUUUUUUUUUUUUUUUUAAUUAUCAGCUGUCAGACCUCUACUGUGUCAGAGUGAUCCCUGUACUGUACAUAUCCCACAAUGCACCAAAGACACGGACAGUGUUUUUGAUCUAGUCCCUUUUAUUUGCAACAUUUUCAAUGUGAAUUUUGUCCAAAUAAAUUUUCUCAAAAGUCAC